AGCCUUUAACACUUGGCCGACGCUUGGCAGUGAACCUUAUUGCUUAAUUUCGAUCGAGCUGAGUAUGGUGGCGGAUGUGGUACCCAAUCAAGUGCGGGUGCAAGCGAGAACACCUCUCGCGAAAGCCUGGACCAUGGAAUCAACCAUGGAAGCUGCCGUAUCGGCAAAUCAGGAAGGGAAAGCAAUAUCAUGUAUGUGAGGUGUGGUGGUCCUAGACAUAAGACGGGAGAGGACUGCACCGACUCUGAAACUGGUGGUGGACAAUGAGAAGUGUAACGCAUCUGCUGAAAUACUUCAAAGGCGGUUCCGAUCUAUCAACAUCGUUUCUAUCCUCUACUCGUUCUCGCAUCAUCUUCGUUCGAAAAAGGAAAGACACUUAAUUUCGGCAAUCCAGCAAUACUAAAAUCGACAACAUGGAUCGAACUCAGCUGCAGUCACUUUCGACGAAUGCUCCUCCUCAACAGCCAACCCAAUAUCAAUACCAACCAGCACCAGUCCAGCAAGCCUCCCAGCAACAACCAGCACCAAAACAAGAUCCAUACGCCCAUAUAAGAGACCUACCGCUAUUCCCCAUUUACGCCCCGAGUGACACUGAGGCGCUGAACAAAGCCUACAACCAAACCAACCGUCGCAAGCUACCGAGCUACGACAUUCACGCGCCCAUUGCGAACACCUCCGCCGCUAUAUCACAGAACCUCCGCACCAAACCCCGCAUAAAUCUCAUCCUCACCCGCUAUUCUACUCCCGAAGACUGUCCCUUCCCCGGCAUCAUCGUCGACGUAGUCGAAACCAGAGGGAUCAGCAGCUGGCAGGGCAAUGGCAUCCGACUGAGGACGAGCAGGGAGUGCUGCAUCCUGGUACGGGACAAGUGGAAGAUCAGACUCAAGGGUGGGUCUAUGUGGGCCAAGAACGCGAACUGGAAGCCGGUUGAGACGAUCAGUGUGGAGGUGGAGAAGGAGAUGGUGCCGCUGGGGAUAGUGGGGCGGUGGCGGAGAGGCAGGAGAUCUGGAGGAGAUUUGAGAAGGAGUUCAAGACGCCGGGGAUACCUGGGGUGGGCGGUGAUGCUAAGAAUUGAUCGAUUGACAACAGAUUGGAUAAGGUAAGUGUUGAUUGUCUAUUAAGAAAUCUAUCUCUCUCUUUCACGGCUA
Molecule: messenger RNA, 1148 nt
Organism: Mytilinidion resinicola
Lineage: Eukaryota; Fungi; Ascomycota; Dothideomycetes; Mytilinidiales; Mytilinidiaceae
Exons: 2
Coding region: 414-1103 (229 amino acids)
Source: RefSeq, a predicted model, not a curated record